Messenger RNA from Daldinia decipiens, 3676 nucleotides. Its product is annotated as glycoside hydrolase family 3 protein. The record is from RefSeq and is a predicted model, not a curated record. Lineage: Eukaryota; Fungi; Ascomycota; Sordariomycetes; Xylariales; Hypoxylaceae. Bases 629 to 3187 code for a protein of 852 amino acids. Gene Ontology annotation, biological process: glucan catabolic process. The transcript has 6 exons. Gene Ontology annotation, molecular function: beta-glucosidase activity.
GGGGCGUAAUUAACUAACCAACGACGAUUGACCAAUCAGGGAAGCCACAAACAUCUCCAAAUAAUGAUCAACCCGGCAACGAGGCAACGAGGAAACGAGGAAACAACAACCAAACGGGUUAUGUAUACAUGUAUAUUGACAUCAGCCUGUUGUUCAACGACGAUCGUUAGAUAACCAUAGUAAACCGAGUAUAACCCAACUUGUGGCCGAAGAGAGAGCGCGUGCAACCUUAACAGUUUGAAAAACCUACUCAACUACACAUUCGCUUGUUACUCGGAUGCACCUCUGACUACGGAAUUGAUAACAUUUAAUAAAAAUACCCCGUUUUUUUUUUAAAUUGAUCGUCGCAUUCGCCUGUUCGUUAGAGCUCAUUGUACCAGUUUUGUUGUUGUUCUCGUUCCAAGCUCGGAUCGCAACAGAGACAUCCGAUAUUGGAGUUGGAAGAACUCCGACAUAAGGCCACCCGCCUUGAGUCUGGGUUAUAUAUCGAGGGUAAAGGUCCUUUGAAGGUUUAGUCUUUCUCGCCUUUACGAAUAAUAGGUAUUCGCAAGGUUGUCUAGAUUUGGCCAAUCUUCCUGAAAAAGGAGCGUAUAUGACGAGUCAUACCUUAUAAUUAGCCGAGUAUACGAUGGCAGAAAUGAAGCAGGAACGCCAACCGCUGUCGCAGGGCCAGGAAGUGCCUCUAGACCAGACCUCGUGGUGGGCUAGAAUGCAGCAGCGGUUUCCUAUACUGCAGAAGAAGCGCGGUGUUGCCCUCGUUGUUGGUCUCAUGAUAUUGCCUUUGUUCGGUCUCUUAGGACUUCUCGCCCUGCGAAAUAGACAUGGCGAUAGUGGUGACGGAGCUGCUGGCGCGCCUAGCGGCCAAGCUCUUAUCACCGAUGAUACUUAUUUCUACGGCCAGUCCGAGCCGGUAUACCCCUCUCCCGCGAUGACGGGAGUUGGCGCUUGGGCCGAUGCUUACAAAAAAGCUCUCGACUUUGUUGGGCAGCUUACGAUCGAAGAGAAGGUAACCCUUGCAUCGGGACUCUCCUCUUCUACGGGCAGCUCAGGAACACUGAACGGCUGCUCUGGCAAUAUUGACGCUAUUCCCCGUAUGAACUUCUCGGGCUUCUGUCUGAACGAUGCCGGCCAGGGUGUCAGAGCUACGGACUUUGUCAGUGGGUUUCCGAGCGGUCUCCAUGUUGCUGCCAGUUGGAACAAGGGUCUGGCUCGGGACCGUGCAGAGAGCAUGGGCCUUGAGUUUAGAGUCAAGGGCGUCAACAUCCAUCUCGGACCUGUAGUUGGUCCUAUCGGACGUAUACUACGCGGCGGGCGCAAUUGGGAAGGCUUUUCUCCCGAUCCCUAUCUCACCGGCAGCCUUGUAUCAGAAACAGUAACGGGAAUUCAGUCGCAGGGUGUCAUCACAAGUACCAAGCAUUUCAUCGGCAACGAACAAGAGACGAACCGACAGCCUACUGGUGACACUGCAUCCGUCUCAUCUAACAUCGAUGAUAAGACCAUACACGAGCUGUAUUUAUGGCCGUUCCAAGAUGCUGUCAAGGCCGGGACUGCAAACGUAAUGUGCUCGUACAACCGAGUGAAUAACUCCUACGCUUGCGGGAACAGCAAAACCCAAAAUGGCCUCCUCAAAACGGAGCUGGGGUUUCAGGGAGCGAUUACUUCGGACUGGGAUGCUCUUCAUGCUGGUGUUGCAUCGGCCAACUCUGGAAUGGACAUGGUCAUGCCAAAUUCGAAGCUCUGGGGAGACAAGCUAACAGAGGCAGUUAGAAAUGGAUCGGUUUCUGAGGAUCGCUUAGAUGACAUGGCAACGCGAAUCAUGGCUGGAUACUAUCAAGUAGGACAGGACAAGGACUUUCCAGAGCCGGGAAUCGGUAUGCCCGUAGACCUAACCCAGCCGCACGAUAUCAUCGACGCGAGAAACAUCUCGUCUCAGAAAGUUCUAUUGGACGGUGCUAUUGAAGGCCACGUUUUAGUCAAGAAUAUCAAGAACGCGCUUCCACUAAGGAAACCGAGAAUGCUCUCGAUAUUCGGUUACUCGGCAAAGAGUCCCGAUCAGUGGAACUACAAAUCUAACGGCGGCGUUGCCGCGUGGACUUUCGGAGGCGAAUCAUCCUAUCUUGGGCGCGACACCAGUGCCGGUUUCUCGGGUCAUUACUAUGAAGAUUUUUCAGACAUUGCUCCUAAUGGGACGCUGUUCUGUGGUGGUGGUUCCGGUGCCGUAACGCCAGCUUUCGUUAGCUCGCCGUACGACGCUCUCAACGCUCGAGCGUGGGAUGACCGGACGGCUGUAUUUUGGGACUUCUUUAGUCCUGAUCCGGAUGUUGCUAGCACGUCGGAUGCAUGUCUCGUUAUUGUCAAUGCGUUCGCAAGCGAAGGCUACGAUCGUCCGAACUUACGGGAUGAUUAUACUGACGGCUUGAUUCGACAUGUGGCGGAUCGGUGCAAUAAUACGAUCGUCAUCUUUCAUAAUGCCGGCGUCCGGUUGGUGGAUCAGUGGAUCGACCACCCGAACGUGACGGCUUUGAUAUUCGCGCACCUACCUGGCGAGGCGUCUGGUCGUGCUCUUGUCUCCUUGUUGUAUGGAGAGUCAAACCCAUCGGGCAAGCUACCGUACACGGUAGCCAAGAACGAGUCCGACUAUGAACAUGUUGCGAAGCCAGACUUACCCCUGGGUCAGUUCGAACGUUUCCCUCAGUCAAAUUUUAGCGAAGGUGUGUAUAUCGACUACCGUCACUUCGAUCUAAAGAAUAUCACACCACGAUACGAGUUUGGUUUCGGACUAAGCUACACAACGUUCAAUUAUUCGAAUUUAAAGAUCGAAAAGCGGGACGAUACCAACACGGAUGAAUAUCCGACAGGGGCCAUCCGCGAGGGCGGGCAGGUAGAUCUUUGGGAUGUGGUAGCAUCAAUCAGUGCGGACAUAAAGAAUGUAGGCGAUGUAUACGGCGGCGAGGUCGCUCAGCUGUACGUUGGGAUCCCGAACGCGCCGGUGCGUCAGCUACGUGGCUUCGAAAAGGCGUUCCUCAACGCGACAGGAGAGGCUACGACUACAUUCCUGCUCACGAGGCGCGACCUCAGUGUCUGGGACGUGGUUGCGCAGAAGUGGCAUCUACAGCCGGGCGAGUACGGGAUAUUCGUCGGUGGGAGCAGCAGAGAUUUGCCGCUGAACGGGACGUUGACGAUCUAAGGAGUAGAGGGAAGGGGAAAGGGAUAAUAUUGGGCAUGGUAUAUGAGGUGGGUAUGAGGGAAUUGUAGCUGAACGUCUUAUGGCUUAUGGUGAUUACAACUGCAUACCUACUUGUGGGAGAGGACUGAAGCCGGGUUGAACCUGGUCGGUUGAAUGGUGGCAUGCCUGCGAGAGCUUAUACACACUCGGAUGGGUGGGAUGGUUGGUUGGAACUUUAUGUACUUAUUGGGAGGGCACUUCAGUAACUAUUACGGUGGCAAAGGCAAAUAGGUGGGUACAUAGCUAGAUUAUAUGGGUAUUCAAAGGGUUCUUGGAGUUGCAUGUUUACGGCCUGGAUUUCUGCAUGCAAGGUGCUACCUUGUUGUGUUUUUGGGACUUAUUAGUGGGAUAGAGCAAUGAAUGGAAACUUGCUCAUGAGGUAGUUAUAAUAUUUAGGUAGUUACCUAGUUAUAUUAUUAAGCUAUACUAUGCUAUGAAUUCUACGCUAGU